Messenger RNA from Erinaceus europaeus (western European hedgehog), 5669 nucleotides. It is a transcript of the gene XPO5, whose product is annotated as exportin 5. Bases 180 to 3794 code for a protein of 1204 amino acids. Lineage: Eukaryota; Metazoa; Chordata; Mammalia; Eulipotyphla; Erinaceidae. Gene Ontology annotation, biological process: protein export from nucleus; RNA export from nucleus. The transcript has 32 exons. The record is from RefSeq and is a predicted model, not a curated record. Gene Ontology annotation, molecular function: RNA binding; small GTPase binding; nuclear export signal receptor activity. Gene Ontology annotation, cellular component: nucleus; RNA nuclear export complex; cytoplasm.
GCAGAGCGGGGCCCUUCCCGGCCGGGGCUUGUGGCGCUCACGCUCCUCCUCCUGCUCUCCACCCCCUCCUCCCAGUGCUGUGCGGCCGGGUCCCCGCGUGUGGUCCCGCCAAAGGAGCAGUUGGCUCCUCGUGCUCCCGGGACGGCCGUGCAGUGUGCUCGCGAGCCACGGCGCUAGUCAUGGACAUGGAACAAGUGAACGCGCUGUGCGAGCAGCUGGUGAAAGCGGUGACGGUCAUAAUGGACCCUGGCUCCACCCAACGCUACCGGCUGGAAGCCCUCAAGUUUUGUGAAGAAUUUAAGGAAAAGUGCCCUGUUUGUGUCCCCUGUGGCUUGAAGUUGGCUGAGAAAACACAGGUUGCCAUCGUCAGACAUUUUGGCCUUCAGAUUUUGGAACACGUUGUCAAGUAUCGGUGGAACAACAUGUCUCAGCUGGAGAAGGUCUAUCUGAAGAACAGUGUCAUGGAGUUCAUUGAAAAAGGAACACUGAACAUUUUGGAAGAGGAGAAUCACAUUAAGGAUGUUCUUUCUCGAAUUGUAGUAGAAAUGAUUAAACGGGAGUGGCCACAACAUUGGAAUGAUAUGCUUGUAGAAUUGGAUACACUUUCCAAACAAGGGGAAACACAGACAGAAUUAGUGAUGUUCAUUCUUUUGCGACUGGCAGAGGAUAUAGUGACCUUCCAGAGAUUACCUGCUCAAAGAAGAAGGGAUAUCCAGCAAACAUUAACCCAGAACAUGGACAAAAUCUUCAGUUUUCUACUUAACACGCUUCAAGAAAAUGUAAACAAGUACCGGCAAGUGAAGACAGAUAAUUCUCAGGAGUCCACGGCCCAAGCAAACUGUCGAGUUGGAGUUGCAGCCCUGAAUACGCUAGCAGGUUACAUUGACUGGGUGUCUAUGAGUCACAUUACUGCUGAAAACUGUAAACUUCUGGAGAUUCUGUGCCUGCUCUUGAAUGAGCAGGAACUUCAGUUGGAAGCUGCUGAGUGCCUUCUUAUUGCAGUCAGCAGAAAAGGCAAGCUGGAAGACCGGAAGCCUUUGAUGGUCUUAUUUGGAGAUGUUGCCAUGCAUUAUAUACUUUCUGCUGCACAGACUGCUGAUGGAGGAGGCUUAGUAGAAAAACACUAUGUCUUCCUGAAGAGACUGUGUCAGGUGUUGUGUGCUUUGGGCAAUCAGCUGUGUGCGUUGCUGGGUGUGGAUUCAGAUGUAAAUACACCAGCAAACUUUGGAAAAUACUUGGAGUCUUUUCUUGCUUUCACAACACAUCCAAGUCAGUUUCUACGCUCUUCAACUCAAAUGACUUGGGGAGCCCUCUUCCGACAUGAAAUUCUAUCCCGUGACCCUUUGCUGCUGGCUAUAAUUCCAAAGUACCUCCGUGUUUCUAUGACGAAUUUGGUCAGGAUGGGUUUUCCUUCUAAAACAGACAGCCCAAGCUGUGAAUACUCUCGAUUUGAUUUUGACAGUGAUGAGGACUUCAAUUCUUUCUUUAACUCCUCACGGGCCCAACAAGGAGAGGUAAUGAGACUAGCUUGCCGUUUGGAUCCUAAGACUAGUUUCCAAAUGGCUACAGAGUGGCUAACAUAUCAGCUAUCAACUCCUAUUGAUAUUGGAUCCAUGAACUCUGGAACAGGAGAAAGUAACCUCUGCUCCAUGUUCUCACCUUCAUUUGUGCAGUGGGAAGCCAUGACUUUAUUUUUGGAAAGUGUGGUCAACCAGAUGUUUCGAACAGUAGACAAAGAAGAACUGCCUAUUAAUGAUGGGAUAGAACUAUUGCAGAUGGUCCUGAAUUUUGACACCAAGGAUCCCCUCAUCCUGUCUUGUGUCCUCACUAAUGUCUCAGCACUCUUUCCAUUUGUUACCUACAGACCAGAGUUUCUGGCCCAGGUCUUCUCUAAGCUUUUUUCAUCUGUCACUUUUGAGAUUGCUGAAGAAAAUAAGGUUCCCAGAACACGGGCAGUGAGGAAUGUGAGGAGGCAUGCUUGUUCCUCCAUCAUCAAAAUGUGCCGUGAUUAUCCCCAGCUUGUGUUGCCCAGUUUUGACACACUUUAUAACCACGUGAAGCAACUUCUCUCUGAUGAACUCCUCCUGACACAAAUGGAGAAGUGUGCCCUCAUGGAAGCCCUGGUUCUUGUUAGCAACCAAUUCAAGAACUAUGAGCGUCAGAAGGUAUUCAUAGAGGAGCUGAUGGCACCAGUGGCCAACAUCUGGCUUUCAGAAGACAUGCACAGGGUACUGUCAGAUGUUGAUGCUUUUAUUACCUUUGUGGGUGCAGACAGGAAAAACUGUGACCCAGGCCUGGAAGAUCCUUGUGGCUUAAAUCGUGCUCGCAUGAGCUUUUGUGUGUAUAGCAUUCUGGGUGUUGUGAAACGAACUAGCUGGCCCACCGACCUAGAAGAAGCCAAGGCUGGGGGCUUUGUGGUUGGUUAUUCACCUAGUGGAAAUCCAAUCUUCCGUAAUCCCUGCACAGAACAGAUUCUGAAACUUCUUGACAAUUUACUUGCCCUCAUAAGAACAUACAAUACUUUGUAUGCACCAGAAGUGCUAGCCAAAAUGGCAGAGCCUUUCUCAAAGACUCUGGAUAUGCUUGAAUCUGAAAAAUCUGCUAUCUUAGGGUUACCUCAACCUCUCUUGGAAUUAAAUGACUCUCCUGUGUAUAAAACAAUCCUGGAAAGGAUGCAGCGUUUCUUCGCCACCCUGUAUGAAAACUGUUUCCAUAUCCUAGGGAAGGCAGGUCCUUCUAUGCAGCAAGAUUUCUAUACUGUGGAGCACCUUGCUACCCAACUCCUCAACUCGGCCUUCGUAAACUUGAACAAUAUUCCUGAUUUCCGACUCAGAUCUUUACUUCGGGUCUUUGUGAAACCUCUGGUGCUCUUCUCUUCACCAGAGCAUUAUGAAUCACUGAUGGCUCCCAUCCUUGGACCUCUUUUUACCUACCUCCACAUGAGGCUUUCCCAAAAAUGGCAAGUUAUCAACCAGAGGAACAUGGUGUGUGGUGAAGAUGAGGCUGCAGAUGAAAACCUAGAAUCCCAAGAGAUGCUGGAGGAACAGCUGGUGAGGAUGUUAACCCGAGAAGCCAUGGACUUAAUCACUGUGUGCUGUGUUUCUAAGAAAGGUGCUGACCAUGGUACUACUACUUCUGCUCCUCCCACUGCAGAUAUAGAUGAUGAUGAGAUGAUGGCGACAGAAGUAACUCCUUCAACUAUGACAGAGCUUACAGAUCUGGGCAAAAGUCUAAUGAAGCAUGAGGAUGUUUGUACAGCAUUACUAAUUACAGCCUUCAAUUCCCUGACUUGGAAGGAUACUCUUUCCUGCCAAAGGACAACCACACAGCUCUGCUGGCCUCUUCUCAAACAAGUGUUGUCAGGAACACUGCUUGCAGAUGCUGUUACGUGGCUUUUCACCAGUGUGCUGAGAGGCUUACAGAUGCACGGGCAGCAUGAUGGCUGCAUGGCUUCCCUGGUCCACCUGGCCUUCCAGAUUUAUGAGGCACUGCGUCCCAGGUACCUGGAAAUAAGAGCUGUUAUGGAGCAGAUCCCUGAAAUACAGAAGCACUUGUUGGACCAGUUUGACUGUAAGCUUUUGAACCCGUCUCUGCAGAAAGCUGCUGAUAAACGUCGGAAGGACCAAUUCAAACGCCUCAUUGCUGGUUGCAUUGGGAGACCUUUGGGAGAGCAGUUCCGAAAAGAAGUUCACAUCAAGAAUCUUCCCUCGCUUUUUAAAAAAGCAAAGCCAGUGAUGGAGACGGAAGUGCUGGACAAUGAUGAGGGCAGCUUGGCCACCAUUUUUGAACCCUGAAUCAAUCUUUUGGGCAUCUGUCUCCAGCCUUUAUUGUCAUCUCUUCCCCGUCGUAGCUUAUCUAGGCUCCUCUCCACUGCCACUUCACUUUGCACCAUUGUCAGCCUGGAAAGAUCCAGGUUUGGAGCUGGAGAGCAUGGGCCCUGUGGAGGGCCAGAAGCAAUUAUACUAAAGCAUCCAGAAAGGGAGUUAGGGCUCACACUAUUCUGUCUCCCGUACUACUUGGAGUUCUAGCUUUUCCAAGAAAGAAGAGCUAGUGCAGAGCAGCCUUCUCCACGUUCUCCCACUCCCCAUGAAGCCACAGGGUAUUGUGCCCAUAAUUCAAUUAACUGAGCUUGCAGCAGGGGACACCCGUGAACUGCUUGUAUCAGAGGGUUUCUCCUGGACCACUGUUGGUCCCACUGAGACCCCUUACAGUUGGGCUGGUAAGGAGUCUUCCCUAGACCCCAGGGGCACAUCUGGGUCAGGUGCUGAGUGCUGUACUGAAUUUGGCCAGUUUCCUUUAUUUUAUAGAGUAAGAAUCUGGUCAUCUGAUGGGUUGUUACAGGCUACUGGCAAACUUUGGGCAUAGUACCAAGUGUGGUAUUACCUUAAGGGGCCGGGGUCUGUAGCACUAAAAUCCCAUCCCCCAUAGAGCUCACAUAAGCUCUUCCAUGAACAAUCCUUCUGUGGCUUUCCCAGUCCUGGGGUCCACUCAGGCUUAAGAGCCACAGUCCCUGUCACAUGAUGUUACUAGCAUCUAAAUAAUACAGACCAACUAGACUACAUCUGUGACAAGCAGCUAGCAAAGCCACUGUUCUCUCCUAGGACUAGCUGAGUCCAGGUGCCUUCAGAAAUCUCAUCUCACUUUGGGUCAUUUCCAAAAGAAACUAUGCCUUCCCAUCACAACCUAUGUUGUGAAUUUCCAGUCUGUUCUAGAAGUCACUGGAUAGCCCUGUAAACAAGAGGGGACAUGGAUAGGGGCCUUAGCCUCAAGGUUUACUGCUGGCACAGACAGGUUUUUAUCUAUACAGAAACCAUAGUUAACACUCAUGUGUUCUACAAAGACAGAAGUCUAUUAGCAAUUCAGCCCUCUGACCAGACUUCAGAGAGAGCUGAGUAAAACAACAUGGACCCCAAAGUACAGCUUUUAGCUAGUACAAGCACCUAGGUAAGGUAGGGUCUGGAAGAGGCAAGACUGGGGAAAGGAUUUGGAGUUUAGCUGCUUCUCUGGCAACUUGCCUGAUUCUCUUCCUGGGUAGUAAUUGGGGCCUCCUGUCAACUGUGAAAGCCAUCUCAAAGCAUGUUUCCCUCCACAAUGGAUUCCUGCCUACUCUCCUUUGCGGUUGGGGCUAUGGAGGGCAUAGAUGUGUUUAUUGUGCUGUAAUAUUUUUAACAUCCUGUGACUUCAUGCUAGAAGUUUUCUAUUGUUUAUAAUCUUUUUGUAGAAACAUUAAUUCUAAAGCACAUCUGCAUGUCAGUAAAGAUCUCAAUUUCAUACAGAAAAGACCUACCUGCCUUUUUCAAGCCAGUGAUUCCUUGAGUAUCCUGCAGAGAGGUGCUGGAUAAAAACAAUACUGUGACUAAAUGGCUUGCUCAGGUAAUCUGAGACUGAACUCAAAAAUUUCUAUUCUUGAUACACCUAGCCAAGGAAGUUGGUACCACACAGUGUUGGCACCAGUGGUUACUUGACUAUACAAAGAGAAAUACCUUUUCUUUCCCUUGAUGGAAAGCAACAGCCUGAAUAUUCUGGGUCACACAGCUGAUAGGUUAAUCACGUCUUUCUGUGAAGCAUCAAAGGGGUUUAACACUAUCCGUGACAUAUGAGCAGUGUCCAAUCAAUAAAGCCAAACCUAAAGUGAGGCCCUUUAUUUCUGGGUCAACACUGAAAUUGUA